Messenger RNA from Paramecium octaurelia, 1332 nucleotides. NCBI's taxonomy places the organism in Eukaryota, Ciliophora, Oligohymenophorea, Peniculida, Parameciidae. The record is from the annotation of a GenBank genome assembly.
UAUGUUGCUUAGAUUUAUAACCACAACCCAUCAAUUAAAUUGGGCUUCACUCUAUUAUUUCACAAAACACACCAGACCCAAGGCAUAACCUCACAGAGAAAAGACUAGAGCUAAAGCAAUAAGUGAUGAUAAAUCAGGAAAAAUUGCCAAAUCAGAUCAAGAACAAGAAUAAAAGCAAUAACAAGAAAAUCUCAAGAAGAAAAUAGAAUUAGAAAAAUUAAGGGCAUUACAACCAAAAAUGCAUACUUGGAGCUCAUUUUACGAAACGCAUAUUCCUUAAACAAAAAAAAUACCUAAAACAAUUUACCUAUCAUUGGAUCAACAACCUGAAGGAAGGAGAAAGCAUUAUAAAAAGUUCGUUUAACCUCCAGUUGAUAUUACUGAAGAAAACAAUUAAAAAUUCCAAAUCAAACAGCACACUUAUGAGGAUCCCUUUGCACAACCAAAAAGAGCGGGGCUAAUUGCUGUUAAAGUUGGAAUGACUGCGUAAUGGGAUAAGUGGGGUUACAGGCAUGCAUUAACAGUUUUAUAACUAGACAAUAAUUAAGUGGUUUAAGUGGUGAAGAACGAUACAUACACUGGCUUGUAGGUUGGAGCUGGAGCUGUCAAUAUCAAAACUCUAAAGAAACCCUAGAUAGGACAUUUCCUCAAAGCGAACGUAAAACUUAAAUGUAAAUGAUAGAUUCCUCCCAAAAAAUAUAUAAAGGAAUUCCCUAUCACUCCUGAAAACGCAUUACCCGUAGGCUUUAUGUUGACUGCAAGACACUUUACUCCAGGCCAGUACAUUGAUAUUUAAGGUAUUUCAACAGGAAAAGGUAAGAAUGAUGUUCUGAUGUAUUCCGUUAGGAUUUGGAGGCACUGUCAAAAGACACAAUUUCAAAACACAACCAGCAACUCACGGUAACUCUCUAUGUCAUAGACAAUUGGGAAGUACAGGUUAAAGACAAGAUCCAGGAAGAGUUUUUAAGGGAAAAAAGAUGCCUGGUCAUUUAGGUAAUGACAAAGUUACAUGCGAGGGGAUCUAAGUAAAUUGAAUGUCAUUUUAAUUAGAUUUACAGAAUAGAUGCAGUUAGACAAUUAAUAUACAUAAAAGGUUCAGUUCCAGGAAAACCUGGUUCAAUUGUUUAUUUAAAAGAUUCUUGGAAGGCUUAAAAGAAAAACAAAGAACUUCUUAACUUUCCAACUUUGGCUGUUGAGGAUGGAAAAGAAUAUGCUAAGGAAAUAGUUAUGGAAGCCCCAUUGGAAGAUCCUGAAAUGGAGGAAACUCAUGAGAACGAUUUCCCAAAGGCUGGAGAGGAUGCAGAAGAUUGAAAUAAAUAAAAAGAGUAUCAC